GGCCAUCUUGGACGUUUAGACAGAAUCGAGCGUGGUUACAACUGAAGGGGGGAAAAAAGUUCCUCGCCGUACAUCUGUCGACUGAAAGAAAAUGUCAGGAGACGACGACCAGCAAGAGCAGACUAUCGCCGACGACUUGGUCGUCACCAAAUACAAAAUGGGCGCUGACAUAGCGAACAUGGCUCUGCGGGCUGUCGUGGAGGCGGCCAAGCCUGGAGUCUCUGUGCUCAGCUUGUGUGAGAAAGGAGACGCCUUCAUCACUGCUGAGACGAGCAAGGUGUUUAAAAAGGAGAAGGAGAUCAAGAAAGGUAUCGCCUUCCCCACCUGUGUGUCCGUCAACAACUGUGUGUGCCACUUCUCUCCUCUGAAGAGUGACCCUGAUUACACACUGCAGGAUGGUGAUGUGGUUAAAAUUGAUCUUGGAGUUCAUGUGGACGGCUUCAUCUCCAACGUAGCUCACAGCCUUGUGGUUGGAGCGACCAAGGAAGCUCCAGUGACAGGCCGGAAGGCGGAUGUGAUCAAAGCUGCCUACCUGUGUGCUGAAGCAGCUCUGCGGCUUGUUAAGCCUGGAAACCAGAACACUCAGGUCACCGAAGCCUGGAAUAAGAUCGCAGAGUCCUUCAAAUGCACAGCCAUAGAGGGAAUGCUGUCCCAUCAGCUGAAGCAGCACAUCAUUGAUGGAGAGAAGACCAUCAUUCAGAACCCUACAGACCAGCAGAGGAAGGAUCAUGAGAAAGCUGAGUUUGAGGUGCAUGAAGUGUAUGCUGUGGAUGUUCUGAUCAGCACAGGAGAGGGGAAGGCUAAAGACUCAGGACAGAGGACCACCGUUUACAAGCGAGACCCGAGCAAGCAGUAUGGGUUGAAGAUGAAGACUUCGAGGGCGUUUUUCAGCGAGGUGGAGAAACGCUACGACACUAUGCCUUUCACUCUCAGGGCGUUCGAGGAUGAGAGCAAGGCUCGGCUGGGUGUUGUGGAGUGUGCCAAACACGAGCUGCUGCAGCCUUUCACCGUCCUGCAUGAGAAGGAAGGCGAGUAUGUGGCGCAGUUUAAAUUCACCGUGAUGCUGAUGGCCAACGGACCCCUGAGAAUCACCAAUGGUCCCUUCGAGCCGGAGCUCUACAAGUCCGAGCACGAGGUGCAGGAUCCUGAGCUCAAGGCUUUGUUGCAAAGCUCAGUCAGCCGGAAGGCCCAAAAGAAGAAGAAAAAGAAGGCCUCUAAGACAGCAGAGAACGCCACAGGACAACCGAUGGAGGAGGAGACAGAGACUGCCAAGUAGAAAAAGCCUCCUCUGCCCCCUACUGCCAUUAAUACUGACCAACGGAGAAUAGAAGAGUCCCAACAUGCCCCACUGAGAAGCCUCCAGCCUAGCCUUCUAUCAGCCUGUAACUCUGUAUGACAGCUAUGAAGUCCACACAUCAGUUUUGAGUUCGCACAGCUCGUAUAGUCUGGUGACUUUAAUAACACUGGCUUCUCUACAGGAGGUUACAGAUGGGGAAGUGCUACAUACCAACUGACUGCCUUUAUUUACAGGGGCGCAUGUUGAGUGGGGUUGCCCCUCUUACAAUAAUAAUAUUUUUCUUAUUAAACUGUCAUUGUAAAACCAAUCUCAGAAAAUAAAAGCAAAGUGGCGGCACCAGCGAAAUAUCCUUA
This is a messenger RNA of Pangasianodon hypophthalmus (striped catfish), 1650 nucleotides long. It is a transcript of the gene pa2g4b, whose product is annotated as proliferation-associated 2G4, b. The transcript has 13 exons. Bases 92 to 1276 code for a protein of 394 amino acids. NCBI's taxonomy places the organism in Eukaryota, Metazoa, Chordata, Actinopteri, Siluriformes, Pangasiidae. The record is from RefSeq and is a predicted model, not a curated record.